AUGUCUUUAGGUCUUACCUUCAACUGUGUCCUGCUGCUGCUGCAACUACUACUUGCAAGGUCUUUGGGAGAUACUUAUAUAGUUGAGGUCGGUAAGAAUGCCUAUCUGCCCUGCAGUUACACUCUAUCUACACCUGGGACACUUGUGCCUAUGUGCUGGGGCAAGGGAUUCUGUCCUUGGUCACAGUGUAGCAAUGAGUUGCUCAGAACGGAUGAAAGAAAUGUGACAUAUCAGAAAUCCAGCAGAUACCAGCUGAAGGGCGAUCUCAACAAAGGAGACGUGUCUCUGAUCAUAAAGAAUGUGACUCUAGCUGACCAUGGGACCUACUGCUGCAGGAUACAAUUCCCUGGUCCUAUGAAUGAUAAAAAAUUAGAACUGAAAUUAGACAUCAUCAAAGCAGCCAAGGUCACCCCAGCUCAGACUGCCCAUGGGGACUCUACUACAGCUUCUCCAAGAACCCUAACCACUGAGAGAAAUGGUUCAGAUAAGGAAUAUACACAGACCCUGGUGACCCUCCAUGACAACAACGGAAUAAAAAUUUCUACAUGGGCUGAUGAAAUUAAAGACUCUGGAGAAACUAUCAGAAAUGCUAUCCACAUUGGAGUGGGAGUCUCUGCUGGGUUGGCCCUGGCACUUAUCAUUGGUGUUUUAAUCCUUAAAUGGUAUUCCUAUAAGAAAAAGAAGUUACAGAAUUUAAGCCUUAUUACACUGGCCAACUUGCCUCCAGGAGGGUUGGUGAAUGCAGGAGCAGUCAGGAUUCGUUCUGAGGAAAAUAUCUACACCAUUGAGGAGAACGUAUAUGAAGUGGAGAAUUCAAAUGAGUACUACUGCUACGUCAACAGCCAGCAGCCAUCCUGAC
Molecule: messenger RNA, 859 nt
Organism: Mus pahari (shrew mouse)
Lineage: Eukaryota; Metazoa; Chordata; Mammalia; Rodentia; Muridae
Gene: Havcr2
Product: hepatitis A virus cellular receptor 2
Exons: 7
Coding region: 1-858 (285 amino acids)
Source: RefSeq, a predicted model, not a curated record